Salvia splendens (bonfire salvia) is the source of this 791-nucleotide messenger RNA. RefSeq names its product 40S ribosomal protein S15a. Gene Ontology annotation, molecular function: structural constituent of ribosome. The transcript is spliced from 4 exons. The coding region runs from base 156 to 548 and encodes 130 amino acids. The record is from RefSeq and is a predicted model, not a curated record. NCBI's taxonomy places the organism in Eukaryota, Viridiplantae, Streptophyta, Magnoliopsida, Lamiales, Lamiaceae. Gene Ontology annotation, biological process: translation. Gene Ontology annotation, cellular component: ribosome.
UAGAAAUAGAAAAGGAAAAUUGACAACGAAAUUCAUUUAUAAGCCCAAACCCUAAUCCGUAAACAACACUGCUCUCAACAGAAGAAAAAAAACUUGCCCGGUGCAGCGGCGGCCACUUCCUCCUCUUCCUCGUCCAGGUAAGGCAGCUUCACAAGAUGGUGAGAGUCAGCGUUCUGAAUGAUGCUCUCAAGAGCAUGUACAAUGCUGAAAAAAGGGGCAAACGUCAGGUUAUGAUCAGGCCUUCAUCAAAGGUCAUCGUCAAGUUUCUUUUGGUCAUGCAGAAGCAUGGAUACAUAGGUGAGUUCGAGUUUGUUGAUGACCACAGGUCUGGAAAGAUUGUGGUUGAAUUGAACGGAAGGCUAAACAAGUGUGGUGUUAUUAGCCCUCGGUUUGAUGUUGGUGUGAAAGAAAUUGAGCCUUGGACUGCUAGGCUCCUUCCGUCAAGACAGUUUGGUUAUAUUGUGUUGACUACAUCUGCUGGUAUCAUGGAUCAUGAGGAAGCUCGGAGGAAAAAUGUUGGAGGUAAAGUACUGGGCUUCUUCUAUUAAGCUGGCCAUGAUGUCUGUAGCUGUCAUACAGUUGCAUGCCUGGUCUGUUUUUCUUCUCUAUUGGUAAUGAAUUUUAUGUUAAGGUUGCAAUGGCUUAGGUGCAGCUCUUUUUGGCUUCAUGAACUGAGACAUUAUGGAUUGUCGUUAUAAAUUUUGGUGACUGUUUUAUACUUAUGCUUCAAGUUGAAUGUUGAGUUGUUGACGAUUGUUUUGUUUUUGCGAGUUAAUGCCUCAUUUCUAAAA